UUCUGUGAUCCUUGUUCUUCAUGUGAGUAUCUAAACAGGUACUUGAGCUGUUAAAAAGAGAAUAUGUCUUACGUACCACCACAUAAACGGCAUGAAAAUGUAGGAAUGAGAGCAUCCUCUGUUCUACCUUCUCUACGUCCGAAGCUUAAUAAAAACCUCGCGAGUGCUAAUACAAAGAUCAUAUACGCGAAGGAUUGCAUUUCUAGAUGGUUUCUUGUUUGUUCAGAAUCAGAGGACAACAACUUUCAACUUGUGCCUGUUUCUUCAUUAUGGAGGAAAGACGCUAAAGAAAAGUCUUUGGUAAUCUUAGCCAAGAGUGAGAUUGGAAAACUGGAAACUCCAUGGUUGUGGGUAACAGAGAAGGUGGAAGAUGAUCUUAUAAUGGGAUUUGAUAGGGCAAAGAAGACGUUGCUACGUUACGGAUCAGAGGAUGUCAAACCCAGACUGAUCGCUCGAUUUGGAAAAGUUGUUUUCCAUGGUGUUAGUUCAUCAGAAGUUCUAAGUCUAACAGAUGGUCCGUUAUCUCAAUGCAUACUGGAAAAUUUGAAGAAAACGUUUCAUACAAAUGUCCCAAAGUCUUAUUUCGAGAACAUUGGCUAUGGAGUAGUACACAAUAUGGGAUUCUGUGUUGAAGAACCCAAGGAGUUGUAUCAUGUGAAGGUAUCAGACAUCACUCGUCCUGAUAUAACCAUCUCCUGUAAAUGUAUGGUGGACCAACAACGUAAACGACUCAAUUUUUACAAGGCUGAGCUUAAUGCUUUGAGGCACUUAAAUCUUGACGUCUCAUGCCUUGAUCAAGAUCUUGACAUGAGGUUGCUAGUUGACUCAAAAGGGACAUUAACUAAUCUCUCUGAGAAUGAGAUUAAGAGUCUUAAAGAAUUGACUGAUUCAGCGGCGAUAGAUCCAACUGUGAAAGGUGGAUUAAGGUGGCCGCUUGGGCAAAAUUCUUGCGCGGAUCGAUAUAGGGUUUGUGGUAUUUGGCAUACUGUGACUACUACGUACAGAAACCAGACUCUGAGGCUUCAAAUUCGAGAGGCUGAUCGAUAUGAUUUCCGUACUGGAAUUGGAGGUACCUCAAGGGAAGUGAAUAUCAAAUUAAAAGCUUUGAGUACUAUACUAAUAAAGGAGGAAAAUGUGGAGAAGAAAUGUGUUUCAGACAUGCUGAAAGAUUGUCUGAAAUCAGUUUGGUAUUACUUUUUGAAAGAAAUAUAGUGUUGUCACUUUGUUUCUCUUGUGUUUCCCUUUCAGUUUUUGUUCCUACUUGCUCCAAACUUUGUUGCUUUUUUCAGAUUUUGGCUCAUCUAUAUUUUGUGGGAAUAUUCACAUAUCUUUUGGAUUAUAGUUUAAAUCAAAUAUUAUC
Camelina sativa (false flax) is the source of this 1360-nucleotide messenger RNA. RefSeq lists its product as uncharacterized. The record is from RefSeq and is a predicted model, not a curated record. NCBI's taxonomy places the organism in Eukaryota, Viridiplantae, Streptophyta, Magnoliopsida, Brassicales, Brassicaceae.